UGAAUGCGAGGUCUUUAUAACGUUGAUAAGGCAACCUUGGGUGGGUAGGUUCACUUGACAAAAGUAACCAAUUUUUGAUCUGGGAAAUAGAAAUAUUUUAACUCUCUCAGAGGAGUAACGAUAAGAAGGGACUCUUAUUUUGUGCGAUAUUAAUUUGAAGAAAAUGAAUGACGAGGACAGCUAUUGGACGGAUCCCUCUUUUGAGUGUACUCCUGAACCUGUUAUUACUUAUAGAAAGGAGAAAACUCGGAUUAGACGAAGGACGAUGGCAAAUUAUAAAUCCAAAGUACAGCAGUUGCAGUUAAAUGUAGCUCAGCUACUUGCCAGAAAGAAGUCUCUAAAUUCCAAAGUCGUUUCACAAGAGUUUGAAGCAUUUCAAGAGGCAGUAGAUAAGAUUCAGAAUGAUGAAGGAUCCGCCCUUGAAGUUAAACAGACACUUGUAGGAUUGGAAAAAGCUUUAAAAAAGGAGGGUUUAUUCAAAAAUGUUAAAGGACUUUUUGUUGGAAUGAAGAAAGAAUUUCUCUCUUCUCCCUCUGGGAAACCACAACCUCUUCUAGACUUAGAUGCACUUGAUGAUGAUGAGAAAAAAGAAAAUAGAAGUCGUGUUCCAACAGCAGUCACUCACCGACCAGAGACGAAGCCUCCUGCACGAUAUGCAGCAACUGUACAUAUUGAAGAUGUUAAAAGUGUAAACAGAGCCGUAGGAAAACUAUUUGUUCAUCUUAAGCCUCAAAAAGGCAGUGAGUCUAAGGACGUUACGAUGUUGUCAAUUCAAGGACGUUCAAGCACAGUCGUAAAAAUGAAAGACUUUGAUGAUUCAAACUUUUCAGACGUCAUCAAACGGCUAAAACAGUUUGAAAAGGAACUUAACAGACAAAGGGCUGCGCAACACACCGAAAUUAUGAGGUUAUCAGACGAAAACCAGGUACUACGAAAAUCCAUGCAAGAUUUGCGGAAAGAUCAUGACAGAAUCAAAGGAACACAGCCAAUAUCAUCGAGGGCCAAAGAUAAACAAGUCGCGAGACUUGAACAAAAAUUCAGAACUCAGAAGAAAGGAAUGGAGGGCAAAAUAUCAGAAAUAGAAAGUGAACUUCAAGUCAGUCUUGAGAAGACGUUGAAAGAAAAAGACCUUCUUGAACAAAUGAUAAUGGAUGGAGUAACACGACUGAAAACGGCCAUAAUCAGUUUACACAAAAAGUUAUGUGGCGGUGAUGACGAUGAUAGAGAGAUGACGACAAUUUCAGAAAAAGAUGAAGAAAGCGGAGAUGAAGCAGCAGGAUCACCCGGACGUGCGAUGAGUGUAGACGAACUCAUGAAAAACAUUUCAAGCAUUGAGGAUGAAGCACAGACUUUACAGGAUCGUAAUGAUAGCCUUCAGUCGAUAAUUAAGGAAAAGGAAUCAGAAAUUCAUCAAUUAAGAACAGCUAUUACAGAUAUUUCAAACGAAAUUGGGAAAAUGCACGGCACAGUUACUCAACUUGAAGGAUCAGUUCACCUUAAACAUGGUAGAGGUUCAAUUGGAUCAAUUUCAGUUAGCGGACUUGAUACAAAAGAGAAAGAAUUAGCAAUCUCAAAAUUGCAACAGGUCAACGCCAGUAUUCAACAAUAUAAAAGGUUAUUACAAGAGGGAUCAAAACCGAAUCUUAAACCAAAGGAUGAAAUGCAACCACUUACGUUACAGAUAAACAAAAUGUAUAAUGAGUUCAAAAAGGACGUUGAAAGAUUUGAUUCAGAAAAGAGUGGCUUGAGUAUGGACACUUUACUUGAAGAACCUACACAAAGGGAUGAAGUGAACGUUAUGUUGAAGAAACUCACAAAAAUUCAAAAAGCAUAUAAAGUUUUAAAAGAAAAGGAAUCAGAGAAAUGAGAUGAGAGUCAAGGGUAAUAUGUGAACAACUCAAAUAGUUAUAUCGUUAUGAACAAAACAAAAAAUAACACUCUUCCAAUAGGCAGUUGUAAGACUAUGAGGUAUGCGAUAGAUGACUGAAACAGGAAGGAAAAUAUAACAAGAAUUGAGAACGAACAAUUCAUCAAUGCAUAACUAUGAUACAACAUAUUCAUCAAAGUGUACAUUUUACAGAAUGAAUACAUUGUGUUGUUUGUUUGGUAAACAGCAUGUCAACUAGAUAUUUCUAACAAUCCUUACUUUUCUUCUAAUUGUAAUUAAGAUAUUCGAGAACUGAAGUUCUGAUAUUUUAAUACUGGAGGAUAAUGUAGGAAGAUCAUUUUAAUAUAGUUCAAAAUUACAAUAUAUAUUCGAACUGCUUUAAAGUGAUCUUCCUUGGAAUUAAGCCUUUAUAUGUUCUUCGUAUCAUCUUUCUCAAUACAUUAUCCUCCAGAAUAAAUGUAAAUAGCAACUUAUAUGAUCAAGAUAGACAUAAACGACUUAUUAUGUUCGACAAACUAUGAAAUGCAAUAAUUUGUUUUAUAUAGUAGCUGUUAUCGUAGUUAUUAAGUAUAGAAAUGUUUAUGAAAGUUAUUUGGUAAAUGCAUUUUCAAAAUGCAUGCGUUUUUCAAUUUGUGAAUGCAAAUUGGUACAAAGCGACGUUUAAGACAUGUGAUAUAUAUUGUUUUAAAUAUUUAUUAGCUGCAAAUCAAGUUCAUAUUAAUAGAAUACCCUAUAUAUAUGCAUACUGUGAUAUUUACAAAUGCUGGAAUACUUCUUAUUUUGACCUAUGUGUUGAAAAAUAAACUAUGUAUGAAUGUUUUAACUUACGAUUAUGUAUAUACAGUGCAAUACUUCAUAAAAGGGCAUCAUUUUGCUAACAUCGACAUGUCAUUUUCAUUUUCCAUUUUAAAAAAAGAUUCAUAUUUUAAUAAUAUUGAAAGUUUAUAUAUUAUCCAUUUAUAUUAUUAUCUUUUAGGUAUUCAAUCAAAAAUUGUUUUGAGAUUUUGAGAUUGGCAUUAGUAUACAAAACUAUGGUCUUAUUAGCAGAACUGAUUUUUUAUGAAUGUUUGUAAUUGUUAAGCACUAAAACAAGCUUUUUUUUUAAAUAAUCGUCUUAAAGAGAGUCUUAAAUAAACUAUAGGAGUUUUACUUUUUGAAAACUUUCGCGUCUUGUUAGAGAAAAUUAAUGUUAAUUUCUUUUCCCAGUGGUGCAGUCAAUAAACCUAUUAUUUCUUUUGAAAGGGAACAGUCAUUAUUAUAAAUUGAUAAACAAUGUUAUUUAGAACAAAGCGCUUUCAUAUUUAAGUCGGGUUUCAAUUUCAUUUUGCACAUAUAUGCAAGCAUGUUUCCUUUUAAGUUUUGAACCGUUACUGUUCGAGUUCAAUACUGUUCUUUUUAUGUUUCAAAAUGUUCAAUUUCAUCACAUUUUUCAUGUGUCCUUAUAAUAAGACGUUUACUACUUUGUAAACUGAAAAAUGAGACAAGGAUGAUGCAUGUUAUUCUUUAAGCUUUAACAAAUUAGAAGAAACCACAUAAAAGUUGGUAGCUAUUGAGAUCGAUUUUGAAAUAAUAUGCUUUAUUCCUAUUCCAAAACUUUUUAACUAUAUUGAAUGUCAAAAGAAACGCAACCCCUACAUUUUAUAAAAAUUCGAACCGACAGAUCUUUUCUAGAACGUGAUCAAUCGUUCUAAGAUUUGUAUGAUUUCUUAUGAUAUGACUACAGUAAAUAUGCAACAUUGUUUUAGAAAGUUUCAAUUUUUGUAUUUCAACGUUACCGAGAUCUAUAUUUUUCAACAAAAAGAAUAAAUAUUACACUUUUGAUUGCAAAUUUCCACCAUCAUGCACCAUAAUGCAAAGGUUAUAAAAAAAGUAAUGCAGAUAACAAUGCAUUUGGUCCAGUGUGAUAACAUUUGGGUGAUAAUUAUUGAGUUUAGAUUUUGACACUUUUAGGACAAAUCGCAAGUUUAUCAACUUAAAAUGUUGAUACAAGACCAAACUGUCUCCGUACAAUGUAGCCAAAUGUCUGAAGAAUGCAUUGAACUAAUUUUUAUUUUAAAAGGGACCAACAAGGUUUGCUAUUUGAUGUGUUGCAAUUAUGUUGGCACUCAUAUACAUGUAUAUUUUUUAAAUUUGUAUUGUGUAUGUUAACCUGAAGAUAGUAUUUUUAUUUUGUUAUCAAUAAGAAAACUUUCUUUAGCGUAAAAUGCAUUGAGAUGGUUAAACAAUAGAGAUCGAGAGAUAAAUGACGAUAUAUAAGACAAUUAAGAUGUUUGCUAUUUUUCCCGAAAAAAAAAAUGUAGACAAUAAGGUUGUUGUUCUAAUACUUUCAAUUGAAAUAAAUAAGCUUUACUCAAUUAUGCACUCAUCUGCUUGAUACAUGUGUUGUUUAUUUGUGAAAAAAAAAUGUCUCUUUAUAUUUUCACAGACAACAGUCACAAAGUGACUAUUUUACAUGUUCUCUACUUGUGCUUUUUGUUGUUUGUUUAAAUUUACUUAAUUGUUUAUGUUGUAAACGGAUACAGUGGAUUAAAAUCUAUUGUGACAUUUUGUCAAAACUUGUGGCUGUGUUAUCCUGUAAUUAACCAAUAAUGUUAGUCUAUAUCCGUUUUCUUUACCGUUAUUUAUCUCUAGUAUGAUUCUUGUAAUAUAAGCUAACGGUAAAAAUUAAAAUAAUUCAGUCAAAGUUCACGUUUGUGCAUCCUUUAGCUUAAGCUAUAUCUAUUUCUUGAAAAACGAGGUAAUAAUCUUUGAUUGUAAAAACAUAACUUUGGGAGUUUCUUUUAACAGUUUAUAGUUUUGAACUAAAGGAUAAAAUAAUAUACGCACAUUUCAAACAUAUAUCUAAACAUAUAUCUUUUAUGGUAUUGUCCCUGUACUGUAUUUACAUUGUAUAUGUACUUGUAGUAGCUGUUAUUUUACCAGCAUGUUAAUCUAUUAAUACAACCUCUAAAGUAGGUUGUUAAUUGAGUAUAUUGUUAUUUGUUUAUGGUGUCGUAUCAUUUUUUGCAACAGUAUUAUGGAUUUAUUAAGUAUGCUUUACUAUAACUGCGAUACAAUUUCAAUUAAAAAUAUGUUUCAAAACAGCGGGCAUAGUUAAAAUAACAUAACAAAGUUUAAAUAAAGGUAAUUUUGAGAACCAAUAUUUGAUAAACGGUAACACUUUAUAAAGGUGGCACAUCCGAAGUGGUUUUCUGGAUUUACCCUCCAUAGGAUCGUUUAGACCAAAACUUUAAACACAGUCCCUUAGAUGCAAUUAUGCUUGAGGAUCUUCAUUGAAUUUACUGCGAAUCAGUUGCUCCUAGUUUGUACUUCAUCCUUUUGUGUGUACCAUGCUGCAGUUUUAACUAAUCUUCAUCUUCAUAGAGGUAUACUUUAAUCUAAAGUUUGGACCAGAAAUAACAUUGUUUAUUUAAACAAUUACAACCUAUACAAAGCAUAUUUUUGUUUUCAGUGAAUCAUUUCAUCAAUCAAAAUAACUAGUGUUAUCGCUCUUGAUUCAUGUUUAAAUGAAUUCCAUAUUAAUAGUAAGUGACGAUAACCGUUUAAUUUACGAAUAUCAUACUGUACAUUUAUUGUAAAUCGAACACGAUUUACAUACCACAUAUAACCUUUUUAUUAUAUUGUAAAAUAGAAACAUUAAAUUAUGAAAAAUUAACGCUAAAUAAAUAUUGAAAUGAAGAUUAAGUCUUCUUAAGGAAGAUGCUUGAUAUUUUUCAUAUUGGCAAGAAUGAUACAACAUGUUUUUUGUAUACUUGAUUUUUGUAUAUUUCAUCAAAAUACAUCUAUUGAUAUUUAGGAUACGUUACAUUGGAAUAAAAUUAUAAACAAUGGU
Molecule: messenger RNA, 5720 nt
Organism: Mytilus californianus (California mussel)
Lineage: Eukaryota; Metazoa; Mollusca; Bivalvia; Mytilida; Mytilidae
Product: centrosomal protein of 83 kDa-like
Exons: 10
Coding region: 164-1867 (567 amino acids)
Source: RefSeq, a predicted model, not a curated record